This is a messenger RNA of Schistocerca gregaria, 1026 nucleotides long. Its product is annotated as ice nucleation protein-like. Lineage: Eukaryota; Metazoa; Arthropoda; Insecta; Orthoptera; Acrididae. The coding region runs from base 1 to 1026 and encodes 341 amino acids. The transcript has a single exon. The record is from RefSeq and is a predicted model, not a curated record.
AUGGGGAGACAGCAGGACAGGGAGACAGCAGGACAGGGAGACAGUGGGACGGGGAGACAAUGGGAUGGGGAGACAGCGGGACAGGGAGACAGUGGGACAGGGAGACAGCAGGACAGGCAGACAAGGGACAGGGGGACAGCGGGACAGGGAGACAGCGGGACGGGGAGACAGCAGCACGGGGAGACAGCGGGACGGGGAGACAGCGGGAGCAGGAACAGCAGGACUGGGAGACGGCGGGACCGGGGAGACAGCGGGACGGGGAGAGAGCGAAACGGGGAGACAGCAGGAUGGGGAGACAGUGGGAUGGGGAGACAGCGGGACCGGGAGAUAGCGGGACAUGGGGACAUAAGACAGGGAGCCAGCAGGACAGAGAGACACCAGGACAGGGAGACAGCAGGACAGGGAACCAGCAGGACAGGAAGACAGCAGGACAGGGAGACAGAAGGACAGGGAGACAGCAGGACAGGGAGACAGCGGGACGGGGAGACAGUGGGACGGGGAGACAGCGGGACAGGGAGACAGUGGCACAGGGAGACAGCAGGACAGGCAGACAAGGGACAGAUGGACAGCAGGACAGGGAGACGGCGGGACGGGGAGACAGCAGCACGGGGAGACAGCGAGACGGGGAGACAGCGGGACCAGGAACAGCAGGACCGGGAGACGGCGGGACCGGUGAGACAGCGGGAGCAGGAACAGCAGGACUGGGAGACAGCGGGACGGGGAGACAGCAGGACGGGGAGACAGCGGGACGGGGAGACAGCAGGACGGGGAGACAGCGGGACAGGGAGAGAGCAGGACAUGCACCCAAGGGACAGGGGGAAAGCGGGACAGGAGGACGGCAAUGGGGAGACAGCAGGAUUGGGAGAGAGCGGGAUGGGGAGACAGAGGGACGGGGAGACAGUGGGACAGGGAGACAGCAGGACAAAGAGACAGCAGGACAAAGAGACAUCAGGACGGGGAGACAGCAGGACAGUGAGUCAGCAGGAGAGGGAGACAGCACGACAGGGAGACAGCCGGACAGGCUGA